Messenger RNA from Centropristis striata (black sea bass), 2544 nucleotides. RefSeq names its product coiled-coil domain containing 117 (gene ccdc117). Bases 964 to 1773 code for a protein of 269 amino acids. Lineage: Eukaryota; Metazoa; Chordata; Actinopteri; Perciformes; Serranidae. The record is from RefSeq and is a predicted model, not a curated record. The transcript has 5 exons.
CUUGUCAGCCGCGUAUACUCUUCGGUAAUACGAACACGCAAAACAAGGGGGAGGUAUUAUCUUUUCUUACAUAUAUCUUUUUCUGGUCACUACCUGCACCCGCGCCGGACUCCGGGUAAAAACUAAAACUGACAUUUAAGAUAGCUAAGUAGCUACAAGGGUCCUAACGCUUCAUCAAAACCUACGUUUGUUAACUUUUCUUAUGUAUCUCAUCGAGUGUUCAACGCAAACUUUGUUGUAAGUCGAUUUCCUGAUUUACUACAAUUCCCACAAUUCACCUGACGUAACAUACGCACGUUCUAGAACCUUGACGGCUCCUCUAGCGCGACUUACUUUUUUUUUUUAAGAAUAGCACUAACGUUAGCUUUAACCCAGCCCACCAUUCAAGCAGUUCACAUCAGAGGGUCCUUUAAAGUGGGAGUUAUGUUUGCCUGCAGGUGGUAUUAAUAUUAACUUAGUAAGACUUGGGUAUGUAGAGUCUGUUGCUGUGCAAUAUUGGGAUUAUUCCAAAGGAAAACGAUGUGAGCUGGCGGAGACUAGCUAACGUUAAACAACAACAAAAACACGGAGGGGCAGGGCAGCUGCACAGGUCGGUCUGUAACGCUUCAACGUUAUAUGUCUGGUGUACUUAUUCAAAGUUGUUACACAGUGUAGUGAUGAAGCUGUUAUUAUGUAUUUGCGUGUCAAGUUAUAGUGAUAGCCAUUUUAUCCAUAACCUCAUACUAAGUGGUGUGUAGCUAGCUACAGUUUCAGACAGCUGUCCUCCUGUAAACAGAUUUAUAACUUGUGCGUCAUGUAGAUCGGAAUUUACCUAAAACAGAUUUGAUUGGUAUUAAUACUGAUCUUUCAGAUCAGAACCAAUUGUAGUUAUUUACUCGUGUGUCUCUAUAAAUCCUUUUACCGACUUUACCACCGUGCAUCACCCUACUCUCACAAGCAGUGGAUUGGGGGUUUCUGCCAGUCAUGUACUCGUUUUCAGGCCCCACAAGCAUUCCUGAAUUUGACCUCGGAUCUCCAAGUACGUCUGGCCACCUACAGAGAGCAACUCUCUCUAACAACAGCUGGGAGGCACGAUGCCUCAGGAAGCACAGGAGGAGAGUUGAUGAUGAGGGAUGCAGUGCUAAAAGGAGGAGGUUGAUGUAUGAAGCAGACGCAGACUUAUCAGAGAACUCAAACACGAGCACUCAUCAUGACUGGCCUACAACGAACAGCUGCCCUCCUCUGCCUGUGCAGCAAGACAACCCUACACUUCCACAGCCCUGCCCAGCAUCUCAGCCCCUGACUUUGGAGCAGCCCUCCUCUGCUCUGCCCCGGCCUGAGACAGAGAGCUCCUGCAUGGAGAUAGAAGCAGCUCAGAGGAAACUUCAAGAGAUUGAAGACAGAAUAACACUGGAGGAUGAUGAUGAAGAUGAAGAUUUGGAUGUAGAGCCAGCCCCAAGACGACCGGUGCUGGUGAUCUCUGACAGCUUGAAGGAAGGUCUACAGCGCGGUAUCAGUGAUAUCCUACCGCACACAGUAGCCCAGUCUGUGAGCCAUUCCUGCAUGGAGUUGGUGUUGUGGCGGCCACCAGACGAUCCCUUCUGUCGGAAGCGAAAGUGCUCAUUACAGAAACCGCGUAAACUACAGACAGUAACUCGGCAACCCCCAACUCCAUGUCCAUCUCCUACCCCUCACAGUCCCCUCAGCCCCUCCAGUCCGCCUGCAGACACACACUCUUCCCUGUACAGCUUUCCUGUGGCCCACAUCUCUGGAGAGGAGGACAUGGAAAUGUAAAGGUCCUUGAUGACUUGAAAAGCCAAAGUAAAAGACUUGAAAUAUAGUCGCACAAUAGACUAUAAAGGACUCCGAACCACUUGAAAUCGGUCAGUUUGGCAAGGAACGCUGGCUAUACAUGAAUAUUGUGCUGUUUUGAACAGUUUGUGCAACAUGUUUUGCUUUACAGUCACUCAAUUUAGUUUUUUGAGUAUAAUCCCAUGCAACUGUAUGUAUGAAGUUACAAUAACAAUGAUCUAAUUAAUCAUUUUAAUUUAUUUGAAUCUCAAGGAAAACUUGUCAUGAUCUCAAGAAAUUAUAAAGUUCUAUAGACGGCCUUAAAUAACCAUUUUUAUAUAGCUUACAGAAUUAACCUUUGCCCUUAGAAAUAAGAGAACUUGUACAUAAUUUUGCCAAAGCCCAGCCAACAACACUCUGAUGUGCUGUACAUGUGACUUUGUUAAACAUCAGUGUGCAGCACCUGAAUUUUGUACAGUUUUUAUGUUCAGCUUCUGGGCAUCGUUAACAGGACAUUAAAUGUUGUUCCUGUGUGUUCACAUUUGCUCACAGCACAACUUCCUGCUUACUGUUGUGGUAGAAAGAUUAUCUUCCUAUAUUGCUUAGCAAGUACGCCAUCUGUGAGAUUUGAGAAACUCUAAAAGAAAUCAUGCAAAUGCACCUUUUUAUGAUUGUAUUUUCAUAUAUACAUUACCAGAAUUGCAACCAGCCAUCGAGUGUUUUGACUUUUUAUGUUUCUUAAAUAAACGUCCAUGUUGAGAUGCUGCUUAGCAU